This is a messenger RNA of Austrofundulus limnaeus, 348 nucleotides long. Its product is annotated as choline O-acetyltransferase. The record is from RefSeq and is a predicted model, not a curated record. Gene Ontology annotation, molecular function: choline O-acetyltransferase activity. Gene Ontology annotation, biological process: neuromuscular synaptic transmission; acetylcholine biosynthetic process. Gene Ontology annotation, cellular component: cytoplasm; neuron projection. Lineage: Eukaryota; Metazoa; Chordata; Actinopteri; Cyprinodontiformes; Rivulidae.
UUCUUUGUUCUGGAUGUGGUGAUCAACUUCCGCCGACUGAACGAAAGAGACCUGCUGACCCAGCUGCAGAAGAUUGUGAAGAUGGCUGACAGUGAGGAAGAGCGUCUCCCAUCCAUAGGUCUCCUCACUUCAGAUGGACGGACCGAGUGGGCCGAGGCCCGCAGUGUCCUGAUGAGAGAAUCAACCAACAGGGACUCCCUGGACAUGAUAGAGCGCUGCCUGUGCCUGGUCUGCCUGGACGAAGCCACUGGUCCUCUGCUGAGUGACACCACCUGUGCCACGGUGAUGCUGCACGGAGGCGGAGCCACCAAGAAUGGAGGCAACCGCUGGUACGACAAGCCGAUGCAG